AUGGAAGGUUUGAGUCCUGAAGACAGAGAAAACAUGAUUGACUAUGUCUGGUCAAUGACGGGCCUCACAGACGACGAUUACUCACCAAGGUAUAUGUGCUCGGAAGAGACAGUGAUGCGUGAAUGUGAACAAGGAGUGCGAGCCUUCGACAUAGCUGCAGAAAUGGUGCGUCGAAUGGAAGAAGAAGCUGAAAAUGGAGAGGUUGUAGAAACAGAAGAAGGGCGGUAUGACCGCUACAUGAGGUCAGAGCUUGAUGAUGUUUCUGACCCAGGAUACUGGCAUGACAUUCGAGCAGAACCUGAAAGUGAACAUUCAGGUGAAUCAGAUGAGAUGGCGUCCGACCCAGAGACGUUCGAGGAGAAGAAGCAUCGAUACAUGCUAUGUGAGAAACACGAAGCUUCAGAUGGUGAGCUGUGGCAAAAGCUUCAUGAUGCUCAAAUGGCGGAAGUUCGAAGUGAGGAGCAUUUGGAAGGUCCCGACGGAUUCAAACCUUUCAGAUGGCCCUUCACGUUGUUCUUGCGACAAGGUCACUGUAGUGCUACUUCGACAGCUCUCCUGCAGCGCAAACGUGAAGGGCAGCCGCAAAGGGUCAUCAUGCUAAGCGAUUUAGAGAGCCCGUACGGAAGCAACUUUGCCUUUGAAGACAGUCUGUACGGAAGCACCACUCUCACAUCUCUCACGGGCAAAUUCAGCGUCUCUUACGAUCCAGCGAUGUACCAGGGCACACCUUCUGAGAUUGUUGACAUGCAGGAGAAGAGCAAGCAGGCCUUCAAACAGGCCAUUGCCUUCCUUCUAGGAGAUGGCAUCCAAGAUGAUGACAUUGUGCUGCGCUUUGAACCAAUGGCAGCAUUGAUUCAAGCGAAACAACAGCAACAACCGCAAGAAAUUGCAGAAGCACUCGUCUUCUUUACGUUCCCGGUGCCAGCUGGUGAUGUAGCCACCAUGGUACAGGUUGUGGAAGGGAUGCAACCGAAGCUGAUUUGUGCAUCAUUGAAGAAUUCCUUGUCCAACUUUGGAGUGCCGGACACAGUGGAGGUCACUUCUGGUGUGACGAUGGAGCCCAUUCAACCUCCCAGUUCUACGACUACGACUACAACCAGCGCAGGUCACAUGACGAACAUCACCGGAAGAUUCGUGCUUGCAUACGAUGCAUCAAUUUAUACACAGGGCACAGCAGCUGAGAUCGCCGACUUACAGGAGAAGUCGAAGAAGGCUUUCGAGCAAUCUCUUGCAGCCCUUCUAGGACAUGGUGUCAAAGGUGAGGAGAUCACAAUGGUCUGGAAACCAGUUGCAGCUUUGAUUCAAUCGAAAGAACGACGCGAACUGAGUGAGGUGAUCUGCUUGUUUACGUUCCCGGUGCCACCUGUUGAUGUAGCCACCAUGGUAAAGGUUGUGGAAGAGAUGCAGCCGGAUACUCUUUCUGCAUCAUUCAAGUCUUCCUUGUCCGAAUUUGGAGUGCCGGACACAGUGGAGGUCACUUCUCUUGUCACUGUGGAGCCUCCCAGUUCUACGACUACGAGCCCUCCUCCGGGUCCUUCGACCACCCCCAGCCCGUGUGGUGGAGGAACGCCCAGCCCUGCAAGCACCGUUGAGGGAAGUUUCCUUCUCAGUUAUGACCUUGUCGAUUGGAAUGCGACCGCGGAGGAAUUGGAGAAGCUAAAGGCCACCGGAACCGCGGCCAUUCAGAACAGCCUCGCCUUGCUCAUUGGCCAUUCAGUGAUGGGACAGGAUAUCCACGUGAAUUACACACCCGUGGAGGCAGCUUUCCUGCAGACGAAGGAGUCGAACCUUUCGAUUGCAGUGAAAGUCGUCUUCACCUUCCCUUGUCCACAGGACAUCACACCGGAGUUGCUCUCCCAGGCUGUCGCCCAGAUCACAGAGGCAGAAUUGACGACAGCCAUGGACGAUGUCUUUAUCACUGCAGGGAUUGAUGCAAACGUGUUGAACCUGAAAGUCAGCAUCAUCACCUCCACAUGGUUCUAUGGAACUCCUACGACCACAACAACCACGACUACGAGCACAACAACUACCUUGCCAUUUACAAUAGAAGAUGUCCAUCCUUGUGCGAGUUUCGAGGAUUUUAUGCCCCAGGCCAAGAUGUCUGAAUAUGGCUGGUGCGAAUAUGAUGCAAGCACAGCCAAUGUUUCAGAGUUGGCAUGCCUUGAUGCUGGAUGUCAGAGCUAUGAUGCUGGGGACGGCCCGCCAUACUGCUACUGCGACACAGAGGUCAAGUGCGCAGCACUAGGGUUGACGUGGAUGUACCACACCUGCGAACGUGAAAUGUCUGCGUACAUGCACGGGGAAUAUCCGGCCUUGAUUGAAAGUGCUCGCAAUCAGGGCACCUGCUCCGGUUUAGAGACCAGCUGGCACCAGAACAUCGAACAGGUUCUGGAAUGGCCAGCCAGGAUGUGCUGCAGAUCUUGGCCCAAAAAGUUGUGUGAUGUUAACGCAGAGCUUGCAACCCCGUGCAAGGACCCUGCUGAUUUCAUGCCGGACAACAUUCUUGACCAAGGUUUCAGCACCACGUGUAAAGAGGCCCUGAUGAACUGGUGGGAAGAGUACACCCUCUUGGAGAACGCAUCGAAGACAGGCUGCGAUGGUCUUCAAACCAGCUGGGGAGAGAAAUUGGUCGAUUUUGUUGUCUAUCCAGCACAGCACUGUUGCCGCUCAAAAGUUGCCACGCUUUGUGAGCCUGACUUGAAACCCAUGACGCCCUGCAAGGAUGAGUCUGACUUCCAACCAGAGAAAUUGCUUCACGAGUGGUGUGAAGUGUCUUCCAACGCGACGGACUGUGGAGCCGGCUGUCAGGACAAUGGUGGCCAUUGCCACUGUGGCACAGCUACGUCCUGCGAGGCAGCUGGAGGAAAGUGGAUAACCAACACUUGUGGUGCUGAAUUUCUUGACAGUAGAGACAGGGUGUUGAUUAAGGCACUGAACGAAGCUGCCAACGGCACCAGUUGUAACGACUUGGACGUUCAUGGUGCAUCUCUCACCGACUCCAUCAGCUGGUCGGCGCAGACAUGCUGCAGCUCGUGGCCAGGAUCGAUUUGCAACAAAGAUGCUAAGAGGAUGACGCCUUGCAAGAGUAGCAGUGAUUUCAAUCCGGACAAGGUGAUGUGGGCUUACUGCGACUUCUAUUCCAAUGGAGCCACGAUGCCAAAUGCCUCCACAUGCCAGGCCCAGAAUGGGUGCCGCGGAGAUGAGCACUGGUGUGAUUGCUCCGAUCAGAGCUCUUGUGAGGCUGUCGGAGGCACUUGGCAGUCGCACACCUGUCAGAAAGAGAUCGAUCAGUGGUCGCACCUCGGACGGUCGAAGCUGUCGGCCUUUUUGGUGCAAAGUGUUCACAAAUGUUCACAUGUUUCCAAUGGCCGAUAG
Messenger RNA from Cladocopium goreaui, 3375 nucleotides. The record is from the annotation of a GenBank genome assembly. Lineage: Eukaryota; Dinophyceae; Suessiales; Symbiodiniaceae.